AGGUCCCUACGUAUAAUCCCUCUCCCUCUCCCCCUCUCCCUCUCCCUCUCCCUCUCCCUCUCUAAAAGCAUGAGAAAGAAAUUAACCAAGAAAGGAGGAGGAGGAGAACAAAUUUGCCUAACUUGAGAAGCUUCCAGGGACGCACCUCCUGUGAUCUAAUCACAACCAUAUAAUUCCCCUCCUCUCUCUCUCUCUCUCUCUCUUUGAGGGUGUGUGUGUGUGUCUAAUCCAUCCUUUCUCACACUAACCCUACUUUUCCAAGAGGUCAACAGCGCUGAGAGCAACUUCAACAGUGGCUCUGUGCGUGCGUGCGAGUGAGUGUUCGAGACGUCCAUAUUAGAUGUGCCGAUUGGUUUCCUGUUCGAGUUCUCUCGUGGGUCAAACCAGAAACCGCGGAGCGUCACUGUUACAAGAAUUUUGAAGCUCCCAUCUCUUUCUUGGAAGCUCUCAGUCCUCUCCCCAACACCCACCCAGAUUUUUUUUCUUCUUUCUCCCCAGAAUCUUUUACCCUAGAAGAAGAACCACAAAGGUGGGGUCUUCGGUCAAUUUGGCCCGUCUUCUUGAAUUGGGUUUCGGUCUGGUUCGCCUCAGAUCCAGAACCGGAAGAUCGAUUUGAUUUUUGGAGAAGAAAGAGAGAGUGGGGGGCAUGGAUUUUAGAGAGGCUUUUGUCGAGUUCGAAGAAGCCCAGGUUGUCAAAGGUAAGCAAAACCCUUUCUCUUACUCGUCCUCCUCGUCUUCACCCUCUUCUUCCACUUCUCAUCACCAACACACGAGGGGCCUCUUUCCUGUUGGCAACGUCAGUAAUGGCCAGUGGGACACCCCGAUGGGAUCUUGGUUAGCCCACGGAUUCGACCGCGAAGCCGACGGCCGCUCGAAGCCCGAGCUCAUGGACGUAUCGCCGCCUCGAGAUGACGAGCAUUCGCGUCCCGCCGCUCCUGCACCGCCGAUUGAGAGGGAGCACAUGUUUGACAAGGUCGUCACGCCGAGCGACGUUGGGAAGCUCAAUCGCCUCGUCAUCCCGAAGCAGCACGCUGAGAAGUACUUCCCGCUCGAUUCCUCGACUAACGAGAAGGGCUUGCUCCUGAACUUUGAGGACCGCAACGGGAAGCCAUGGCGGUUCCGGUACUCCUACUGGAACAGCAGCCAGAGCUAUGUGAUGACCAAAGGGUGGAGCCGAUUCGUGAAGGAGAAGAAGCUGGACGCCGGGGACAUCGUCUCGUUCCAGCGCGGCGUCGGCGAGUUCGGCAAGGACCGUCUCUUCAUCGACUGGAGGCGGCGGCCCGACGCCCCAGACCCGCCCCCGAUGGCCGCCUUCCAACUCCCAGGCCACUUCUCAUUCCAUCAUCGGGGCUCCGCGACAGCAGUCCCUUGGGGCCCUCUGCUAUUGCGGCCCGGG
Molecule: messenger RNA, 1396 nt
Organism: Eucalyptus grandis
Lineage: Eukaryota; Viridiplantae; Streptophyta; Magnoliopsida; Myrtales; Myrtaceae
Product: B3 domain-containing protein Os03g0120900-like
Exons: 1
Molecular function (GO): DNA-binding transcription factor activity; DNA binding
Source: RefSeq, a predicted model, not a curated record